UUCAUUACAUGGGGGAACAGGAGCAGCAGACUCUGAAGUCCUCUGCCUGUAGCGGAUAUGAGGAAGGAGUUGGGUUUCCUGUUACUCUCUCCUCGAGCUUUGCUUUUCUCUCCUACAUCUUCAGAGCAGGUGUCUUUCCUCCUGUGCCUUGUUACCCAGCUGAGGGAGCAUCGGGAUCACAUAUGUGUUGGGGGAGCUGGAGACCCAAAGGGUGUUUCCUGACUUCUGCCAUACAGAGGGAAAGCACUCUUUGUUUUUCAGAGUAUGUCAGGAUGGUUUGCACAGUAUUCCAGAACCCUGCCUAAAACCACAAUGUUUCCUCUUUAAAUAUAAUUACUGCAAUGUUAUAUAACUUGAACUAUAAUGGAAUUGAAGUGAUUUUGUUUACUUAGACUUCUGUAGAAAAUUAAGUUACUUUAACUUUGCCAUUUCUAAGAGUUUAAAAACAUUCUUCUUUGCUCUCUUAGAAGUUAAAACCUAAAUAGAUAGUAGGGCUGGGGUUGGAUUUCAAUAAAUUGUUCGGAUGUGGAAUAGAUGUUACUUUGCUCUGGCUGUUUGCUUUCUCCGUGUGACUUUGGGCCUUCAGUGAGGUUAAAGAAGAGGAAAUGUAUCCUUCCUCUUACCCCGUCCCAGACUGUUACAGUUGGUGAUGUGUUUUCUGAUCUCUCUUUGCAGGAGUCCUUUGAAGAAAAAUGUGCUGCUUAGAUCAAUCCCAGCUUCUCCAUUAUCCUAAGAACUCUUAAGGAUGCUAGCAGAAAAGAAACACGUGAAACUGAAAGCUCAUCUGCAGCUCAGAAAAACAAAGACAUGGAGUUUUGAGGCAUGAAGGUAGCAUGGCGUCAGCCAUGGGUGAUCAAGACACAGCCAGAUAAUGUGGUUCAGUUUCUUUAAGCUGCGUCUUUUCUGCUGUCUGCUUGCAGUGUUGAUGGUAGUGGUGCUGAUCGUGAAUGUUACUCAGGUAGAGUACUUGGACCGUGAGACCGUCUCAGCCACAUUCGUCGACAGCAGUGGGCAGUUUGUUUCGCCUCAUGUGGUAGGGCCUAGCCGGAAUCUUUACUGUGGCUAUGAGCACCAGACUCUGUCCAGCCAGGAGCGUUUGGAGGAAGACUCCUUGCUGACUGCCUUACAGCUGCAGGUGCCUGACAUGGGUCCUGUCCCCUUUUUGAAGAGCAGUGACCCUUCUUCCAGCUACUUUGUCAUCUUGAACUCUGCAGCCUUCUUCAAAGUGGGAAGCCAGCUAGAGGUGCUGGUUCAUGUACAGGAUUUUCAAAGAAAGCCCAAGAAGUAUGGUGGAGACUACCUGCAGGCCCGAAUCCACUCUCCGAAGCUGCAGGCUGGGGCUGUAGGCAGAGUGGUAGACUACCACAAUGGGUUUUACAAGGUCUUUUUUACUUUGCUCUGGCCGGGCAGAGUUAAAGUGUCCAUAUCUCUGGUCCACCCCAGUGAAGGGAUCAGAGUUCUUCAUUACCUACAGGAAGAGAAACCAGACAGGGUCUAUUUCAAGAGUCUCUUUCGUUCAGGAAGAAAAUCUGAAACUACUGAGUGCAACAUGUGUCUUCCUAGGAGUCUGCCCCUGUGUAACUUUACAGAUCUGUACACUGGAGAACCCUGGUUCUGCUUCAAACCAAAGGUGCUUCCUUGCAGCAGCAGAAUCAACCAUUUCAAGGGUGGAUACCUGAAGGGCCUCCUAACUGCUGCAGAGAAUGCUUUCUUCCAGAGUGGUGUCAAUAUCAAAAUGCCAAUCAACUCCAGUGGACCUGACUGGGUGACUGUAAUGCCCAGGACAAUAAAAGACUUAGUGGAGUUUAACUUGGGGAGCCCCAAGAACGUGGGCCCCUUCCUCGCGGUGGACCAGAAGCACGGCAUCCUGCUGCACUACCGCUGCCACGGGCCGCCCAUCCGCUUCACCACCGUCUUCAGCAGUGAGCUCCGCUACGUGGCCAACGAGCUGAACGGCAUCGUGGGAGGGAAGGACACCGUGGUGGCCAUAGCCGUGUGGUCCCACUUCAGCACCUUCCCCUUGGAAGUGUAUAUCCGGCGGCUCAGGAACAUCCGCCGGGCGGUGGUGCAGCUCUUGGAUCGAAGCCCGAAGACCGUGGUGGUCAUCCGGACAGCCAACGCCCAGGAGCUGGGGCCUGAGGUGAGCCUUUUCAACAGCGACUGGUACAACUUCCAGCGGGACACCGUCCUUCGGAAGAUGUUCUCAGGGGUUGGAGUAUAUCUCGUUGAUGCCUGGGAGAUGACCCUGGCCCAUUAUUUACCCCACAAGCUACAUCCGGACGACGUUAUUGUGAAGAACCAACUAGACAUGUUCUUGUCCUUUGUGUGCCCCUUGAAGACUUAGCCUGCCCAGGAGGGAACUGGAGGAAUCACUUUCAGUGACCUUUUCCGUCACCUGUGUUACAGAAAGUUUAUGGGUGGCCCUGUGGAAAGAUGGCUACCAUUGAUAUGUAAAAAAAUUUCAAAAAGAGCGGGUUUUUGUAUAAUGAUUUGUGAGGAGCUUGGAAAACAGAGGUUAUAUUAUAUCUACCUAUAGGAUAUUUUCCAGCCUUGAUUUAGCCAUGGAAGAACCAUUAACGGCAUCCACACACUACAUUGUCCUUGUAACCAAAGAUGCAAAUAAGUGUGUUUCAGCUAGCUUCUGGGAGGGGAGAUUACUGUGCUUAAAAGUCUGAAAAAUGUUCUGACCUAAAUGGAAGGGACGAGUUUGGCUGGCAGUGGAGUGUUUGCGGCUUAUUUGGCAAAGGAAAUUGAGCACAUCAGCAUGAACAGCACAGUCCAUCUUCAGCGGGUAAACUAACGAGGCUUAUAAUCAGUGGCUCCUGUAACACACUGAAGACUGCCAUGGCUCAGAGUUUCUCUUGAUAAUUCACUUUUCUGAAUUACUUGAAAUGACCAGUGUCCUUGCUCAGAAUUUCUAGUGAGAAUAUUUACAAUGUCUUGCUCUUAUCUGGAAAGGAAGCAAAAGGGAGCUAUGAAAACAGUAUGUAUAAAAUCUUUGUGUUCAAUUAAUAUUUGCAUUGGGUGAUUGUUACUUAAUUCAGCUAAAUUUUACGUUAUGAAUGCUCAUUCUAAAAUAACCAUUUUUGGAACUGGAAGGGUGAAAUCUAUAAAUGGAAAUUUAUUUUUGUGUUCUGAAGUUUGAGGGUUUUUAGAAUUGACUUUUAUGUAAAGAGUCCUAUUUAUUAUAAAGUUGUGAAAAUUAUUUCCAUCUAUUUCAAGUGUUUCUUUUUUGGUUGUUAUUUUUGUUAAUGGCGAACAGCACAAGAUAUCGGAUCUUGGUCCUUGAGUUCAGCUAAGAAAAGAAUUCAGAGCCAGGGAACUCAAAUAUAAGCAAAAAUUUAUUUAGAAAGUAACAGGAGUAGAAGAAGUAAGUCAUAGAAGAAGUGAGCCAGCUGGGCUUCGUGGAUUCAGUAAACAAGUUACAAAGGCAAAAGAAGGGCCCUUGGAGCUUAGGAGAAAGAAAGGCAAAGAAAAUGCACCUGGGGGAAGCAAAGAGGGGAAGGUGUGGGUGUGCUCCGAAGAGACAGCAAGCAUGAGCUGUUCUCUAGAGAAAGAGAGCUGAGCUGGAUCCUUCGUCUUAAGGGUUUUUAUCUGGAUGUCUUAAGGGAGGAUCUCAAUAGAAUAUUCAUCAGCUUUUCAGAUGUAUCUGUUUAGGGUUGUGGCCUCUAAUGAUUGGUCAUUAGUCAUCGAAGCUGGUUCUGAUGUCUGCCACUGCGUCACCCCACCUGACCUUGCUGCGUUUCUGGGCCUGGAACUGAAACACAACUGAGGCCUAGAUGUUAUCUCUAGUUUGACCAAAGCUGUCUCUGUGAUCAACAAACCCAAGGCUUUGUUCUUAAGGUGAUUUGAUGCUGGGCAGAGCCUCAUUAUCUUGAGGGCUUAAUACUUAAGGGAGUGGUUGUGCAGGGGCUUGUAUAGAAAAGUAAUAUGAGGCUGUUCUCCAGCACUCCCCCACCCCGCCCACAUCAUCCUCUAAGAAGAUCUACCCACAUUACAAACGAUAUGCCAGGGAAGGAGAGGUCAGGGGAGGGUCCGAACUCCAUGAUCAGUGAUAUGAAAGGUCGGGGUCUAAACCCCAGGACCAGCCAUAUGGUAGGGGAGAAAAAGGUUACUCUGGGGGUGAAGCCCCACCCUAUAGUACUUGUCCUUCCACUUUUGCCCUUUGCUAGGUACCCGGGCUCUCCUUCCUGGUAACCUUCGGUACCUGACCUAUUGUUCCUACUCUGCUCAUGCCUAACUGCCUACUAUAUCAUUUGCAAUUGGGUACCCAUAUUAGAAAUUAAAAUCUAAUUUGAAAUUAAAGUUAGAUAUUGAAAUCUAUGACAAGUAUUCCUUGAUUUGGGCAUAAAGUACAUAAAAUUCUCUCAUGCUUGGAAUUCAAGAGCUGCUAUUUCUACUGGCUAUCUUAAAAUAAAUUUUACUUGACUAAA
Molecule: messenger RNA, 4433 nt
Organism: Miniopterus natalensis
Lineage: Eukaryota; Metazoa; Chordata; Mammalia; Chiroptera; Miniopteridae
Gene: NXPE3
Product: neurexophilin and PC-esterase domain family member 3
Source: RefSeq, a predicted model, not a curated record